AUGCCUUCAAAAAAGAAACGAAACAUUCCAUUCGAUGGUGAAGAUAUAACUCCAACAAAAGACGGAUGUAAUAUUCCCUUUUUUCUCAUUGAAAAGAUUGAUUUUGUUUUCUAUUCAAUAGGCUUAUACAAACAAAUUGUGAAAGAAAAUCCGAAUGGUGAAAAAUCUUGGUUUGAUGAUAAAGUAACCAUUCAUUAUGUUGGAAGUCUUCUUGAUGGAACAAUUUUCAAAGAUACUCGAGAAGAGAAUUCGCCUCUUAGUUUCAAUUUAGGAAGAGGUGAAGUGAUCAAAGCAUUUGAUAUUGCUGUAGAAACAAUGUUAUGUGGAGAAAUUUCAAAAUUCUUCUCGAAACCCAAAUAUGCGUAUGGUUUAAAAGGUUUACCUGGAAAAGUUGAUUCAGCAGCAGAUGUGAUUUUUGAAAUUGAAUUGAUCAGUUCAACAGGAAAAGAUAUAAGUGAAGAAAGGGAUGAAAGUAUUCUUCGACGAAUAAUUAAAAGAGGCGAAGGUUAUGAACCAGCAAAUGAAGAUUCAAUUGUUGAAGUUAAUCUGAAAGGAAGUCAAAAUGAUGAGAUAUUUGAUGAACGAACAGUGACGUUUAUUGCGGGUGCAGGAAUUGUUGAAAAUAUUCCGUCAGGAAUUGAACGAGCGAUAUUUCGUAUGACUAAAAAUGAACAUGAUCGAAUUUAUUUGAAAAAUCAAGCAAUUGAAGAUUUAAAAAAGAAAUUUAAUCUUUCAUCCAAUGAAACAAUUCAAUAUGACGUUAUUUUAACAAAAUUAGAACGGGCAAAGGAAGAACGACAAUUAAGCGACGAUCAAAAACUACAACAAUCAGAGAUUUUAAAAGCGCGUGCAGAUGAAUUUGUUAAAGCUGGUUAUUAUGAUCUUGCAGCGAAAAGAUAUAGAACGGUCUUUCAUUAUCUUUUAAAUGCAACAUUGGUCAGUGAAAGCGAUCGACAAAAAUCGUGGGAAUUGAAAUUUGCAUCGCAAUCAAAUUUAGCUUUAUGUUAUUUGAAACUGGGAAACUAUGCUGAAUGUAGAAGAUCGUGUGAAACUGCACUGGCACAUGAUAAACGACAUGAAAAAUCUCAUUUUCGUCUUGGACAAUGUCGAUUGGCAACAAGAAAUUACGAACAGGCUAUUAAAGAUUUUGAAACCGCUUUAGAGAUUAAUCCAUCAAAUGUUCAAGCGAAGCAACUAAUUGAUGAGUGCCAUCGAAAAAUUAAAGAACAUCGAGUCGAUGAAAAAGAACUUUAUUCAUCAUUUUUCAAAAAAGAAACAAAGAAAUAA
Adineta ricciae is the source of this 1287-nucleotide messenger RNA. The record is from the annotation of a GenBank genome assembly. Lineage: Eukaryota; Metazoa; Rotifera; Eurotatoria; Adinetida; Adinetidae.